CCUGUGGAAAAGUACAUGGACGUCUCCAGUCUGACCAGCACGAGUGUCCCUGCCAAUGAAGUCUCCUCCAGGGCGAAGGAAGUGUCCUUCUACCAGGGCUAUACAACCCCUUACCAGCACGUUCCUGGGUACAUAGACAUGGUCUCAACGUUUGGCUCUGGGGAACCGAGACACGAAACAUACAUAUCAAUGGAGGGCUAUCAGUCUUGGACACUGGCUAAUGGCUGGAAUAGUCAGGUUUACUGUGCCAAAGAUCAGACACAGAGCUCACACUUUUGGAAAUCGUCCUUUCCAGGGGACGUUGCACUAAACCAGCCCGAUAUGUGUGUCUACCGACGUGGGAGGAAGAAGCGUGUGCCGUACACAAAACUGCAACUUAAAGAACUCGAGAAUGAAUAUGCCAUUAACAAGUUCAUUAACAAGGACAAGAGGCGAAGGAUAUCCGCAGCCACAAACCUGUCUGAGAGACAAGUUACCAUUUGGUUUCAGAACAGGAGGGUGAAGGAUAAGAAAAUAGUCUCCAAACUGAAAGACAAUGUAUCCUGA
Messenger RNA from Chaetura pelagica (chimney swift), 546 nucleotides. It is a transcript of the gene HOXD13, whose product is annotated as homeobox D13. The annotation marks the transcript as partial. NCBI's taxonomy places the organism in Eukaryota, Metazoa, Chordata, Aves, Apodiformes, Apodidae. Gene Ontology annotation, molecular function: RNA polymerase II cis-regulatory region sequence-specific DNA binding; DNA-binding transcription factor activity, RNA polymerase II-specific. The record is from RefSeq and is a predicted model, not a curated record. The transcript is spliced from 2 exons. Gene Ontology annotation, biological process: regulation of transcription by RNA polymerase II.